Aspergillus melleus is the source of this 1386-nucleotide messenger RNA. RefSeq names its product putative histidine acid phosphatase. The record is from RefSeq and is a predicted model, not a curated record. NCBI's taxonomy places the organism in Eukaryota, Fungi, Ascomycota, Eurotiomycetes, Eurotiales, Aspergillaceae. Bases 1 to 1386 code for a protein of 461 amino acids. Gene Ontology annotation, molecular function: acid phosphatase activity. Gene Ontology annotation, cellular component: fungal-type cell wall. The transcript is spliced from 8 exons.
AUGUCAAUCGCAACAACGGCCCUACUGCUUAGCUUGAGCUUAGGCUCUGCUACGGCCGUGUCUAGCUUUGAGACUCUGGAGCAUUUGGGUGCCAAUUCCCCUUGGUUUGCUGGACCGAAUGUCAAUUCCAUCCCGUCUACUGUGCCGGACGGAUGCUCUGUCGACCAGGCAGUAUACGUCGUUCGUCAUGGAAGCAGGUAUCCCGAUCCCGGGGCCUAUGAUGAGUGGCAGGCUCUCCAUGAGGCUUUCCAAUCUGCGGAGUUCACUGCUUCCGGUUCGUUGAACUUCAUCUCCAACUGGGCUCCUGUCUUGAAGCAUCCCGAUCAGCAGAUCCGACAGCUCUCGGUCACGGGGUACAAGGAACUGUAUAAUCUCGGCGCCAAUCUACGCUUCCGGUACCCAAAUUUCUACGCCGACAAUACCCCCUUCAUGCUCUGGGCAAACGAGUACCAGAGAACUAUUGAUUCCGCGAGACUCUUCGCACGCGGCUACCUCGGCCCCAACGCCUCCUAUGCCAACGUCAUUAGCGUGAACGCGUCUGCUUCCGAGGCCGUGGGCAACUCGCUUGCCCCGUCCGGACAAUGUCCCAACUUCAACGACGCCAGCGGCGGUGAACAAGCCUCCACGUGGGAUAGCAUCUACCUUCCGCCGAUUACAAAGCGCCUCAACGAUUUGAUCUCAGGAAACCUGACCCUCACCGAUAGCCAGGUCUCCAUAUUCCCGUACCUCUGCGGCUUCGAGACGCAGAUCACUGGCCGAAGAAGUCCGUGGUGCGAAGUAUUUACGAAGAAGGAGAUCCUCGAUUAUGAAUAUCGGCAGGAUUUAAGGUAUUAUUAUGGAACCGGCCCCGGUGUGAACAAGAACAUGACCGUCAUGCUCCCCGUGCUUCAAGGAAUCGUCGAUCUCUUGCAGACAGGACCCAAUGCUACCGCGGAGACUGAGAAUGGCACUGAGACUCUUCCGCCGCUAAUUGUCGCGUUCACACACGACAACGAGAUCAACGAGCUGGCGUCGCUGUUGGGCGUGUUUGAUGAGCAGAAGCCACUUUCGGCGAAGAAGAGAAUUACGAAUAGACUUUACGCCAGCAGCCGAGUCAACCCCAUGAGAGGAACCAUCGCAUUGGAGCGACUGCAUUGUGGCGACAGCACGAACGUGCGCAUUUUGUUGAAUGAUGCUGUCUACCCUCUCCCGUCCUGCAACUCUGGUCCUGGGAAGAGCUGCCCCGUUGAGCAGUACGCCUCGUACGUUUCUAACCAGAGAAAGAGAUAUGGCUCCUUCGCGUCUAUCUGCGGACUCGAAGAGAAGGAAAUCUCGGCCGGAGAUAACGGCGCCGUGACCUUCUUCCAGGACUUGACCUUGGAUUAUCUUAGAGCUGUUAAGCCUUAG